UUGUUACCGUAGUGCAUUUGUUGUGGUUUUGUUGUAUCCGGAAGAAGAUGUAAAGCUAGCUCGUUGGCUAAUUUAAAUAUAACUUCUUCCGCAUAUGUUAUUACCCAUGUUGUAUGUAUGAAUCGCUGUUUAGAAAGUAUACGAUUAUAACUUGUAUGUGAAGCCUUUUGCUAGCUACCUGCUGGUUCCUUUAUAUGAUGCUAUAGCAAGCUAGCCUCCAGGAGCUAAUAGCAACAAAGUGCAGCAUGAAACCCACGAUACUGAGGCAGUGUGUUCUCCAUGGACCUAGUGGAUCAUGUCUCUGAUCCUGUUUGCCUUUGUGGUUCGGGUCAGGGAUGGACUCCCCCUGUCGGCCUCCACAGACUUUGAACACAACCGAGAGCUCCAGGAGAGGAAGCAGCAGCUCCGGACCAUCAGCAAGACCCUGGCCCGAUUCCCUGACAGAGGGACCGUCAAGGGCCAGGAGCUCAACAUAUUCUUCAUCUCUUCAGAGGGUGUAUCCUACAUGACCGUGUGCCACUGCAGCCUCCCUGUGGCUAAGGCCUUCUGCUUCCUGGAAGACCUGCGGUGGGAGUUCACAACAUGCUUCAAUAGCACUGCUGUUUCCCUGGCAGACAGGCCUUAUCCAUUUUUGGAAUUUGACAGCACCAUUCAGAAGCUGAAGCAGCAGUACAACCGGAGCGGGGGGCCGGCCCUGGAGGUGACGUUGGCAGAGGUCCAGGGGGAUCUGAUCAUCCAGCCACCACAAGAAAUUAACCUGGAGGAAGUUGAUCUCACCAACGGCACUGCUAAUGGACACAUGGAGCAGGGCCCCGGAUCAGGUCAGAGUGUUCGACUGGAACCAGUGACGGCGCCAGGCAUCCUCUCUCUGGUCCUAAAUAUUGUGUGUGCAUCGUUGAACAUAAUCCGUGGUGUUCACCUCAUAGAGUACACAUUUCAGGAUGAUUAUGAAGGGAUCUGGAACGUUGUGGCGUUCCUGCUGGCGUUUGUCUGCUGUGUGUGUCAGUGCCACCUCUACCUGUUCCACUCAUCUCUGAAGAAGCCCAAGUCCUUCGCCCUGCUGAGUGUCAUCGUUCUAUGCAACCUCUUCCUGCUCGGCCCGAGGAACCCGUGGCAGCUGCUCUUCCACAUCUCAGUCGCCUGCAUCUCCACCCUCCUCAUCCUCAGCCGCAAACUCAUGGACAGAACCAAUGACUGUGGAGUCUGAGGAUGAGAGGACCUUUUACUACGUUGCAGCUCGCACAGCUUGAGGUAUGAAGAUGGGGUUUUAACAUAAAGACAUUUACACAUUUUGUGUCAUAACGGACAACUGUAAUACCAAGUUACUAUGUUCUUGUGUACAGUAUGUACUUGCACUUUGUGUACAUUUGUUUUCAAGAGAAUGAAAGUGACAUGCAGUUAUUUCUGGAACUUUAAAAGGAUCUGCAAAAGCUUCGAGAAGAAGUCUGUUUUAGAAACAAAAUAUUUGUGCCAUCAUGUUCCCAAAAAGGUUUUUUAGGAAUGUUUUUUUCUGUCAGAAUUGCUGACCAAAGUUUUUCAUGAAGAUACAAUCAUGUUUUCUCAGCCCUACCUGUUGAAGCUAGCUAUUGAAAGCCUUUCUGCUCAGUGUUAUUUCUGCUAUACAGGCUUUGAUUAUCUCUGUGUAAUCAGUUUACAACGCUGCAUGACAGUUGGUGAUUGUAACAUAUGCUAGAUUUGUAGUUGAUAGUGCAUCUGCAUUGGUUAUGAUCGGUUCCUUAAGGAUAUAGAGUUGAUUUGAGGUCAGGUGAAGCAGGUUUUCUUAUUUGUUUUACAUUAUUUAAUCAUUAGGCUUCAGUAAAACCCUAAUGCAAAGGUGUAAAGGUUAAUCUGUGGGUGCUUCGCGCCUUACUGUUUGAAGAAGAUUGAUUUACCUUGUUUAAUUCUGUGGACUUACACACCGGCAAGUGCUCAGCUAGUCAUUGCAAAGGAUCAAAUGUAAGGGCUCCGUUAUUUAGUGACUACAUUCUUCAUGUAAAACAGGGAAUGGUAGUCUUAUCUUCAUUACGUGUAAGGCAUGUUAUCUCACUGUUUAUCACAGUAGGGUGAUAUAAAGAGACAUUUAUCACAUCAACUACAUUUUUCUACGAUCAAAGAUUCAGAUUCUUUUUCUACUGAUCUCAUCGUUUUUGAAUUGUAAAAACUGCGGGUAUGAAUAUGAAGGCACUGACUUUAUGGGUAAAAUUGUAUUGAAAUUCGUUGGAGUUUUGGACUGCACUAUUAGGCUCAGAUUUGUUUUGCGUUGGCGAUUAUUCUUGAAUGUGCUGCAUCGGGUUCAGCUUUUAUAUCCUGAUUUAUGUUUACUUGGUUAUUACUUUACUCCCCGUAUUUAGUCAUCAGAUUCCUAUAAACAUAUAAAAUCAUAUGGUCUAUGUUUGACUGUAGAACAGUAGUGCUGCUAAACUAAUAGGCAAUGUCUCAUUUUAGUUAAUUAUGUGUUUAUGUUUGGGGUAUUUAGCUUCUUAGAUAUUCAUUUAUUUACAGCUUAAUAGUUGCACUAAUGUCUGCUCAGCGUGGGAAUUAAAUGAUUAGUUUACAGUGUGUAAGUAUUCUAUCAAGAAAGUUGGAGGGAAAUGUAAUGUCAAACUAAAAGGUUGCAUUUCAUCCGACAAUCCAAACGUCCCUCACAAUUUAGAAGUAGUUGAGUCACUUCUAGUUUAUAAAGAGUGAAGAAACUCACAUUUUUUUCACAGGAAAUGCAACAUUUUGUGUUGCUGAUUAUUACAAAGUUGAGGCUCUUAAUAAAAAACGUAAGUAAAGUAAAUUGUGUAAUCUUUGGCUAAUUUGUGAGAGUUACACUGUCUUUGAGGAGUACACUGUAGACUCAAUUUCAAUUCAAGUACAACUUUUUCUAUUUUCUGUGCAGGACAUUAGUGAAGCUGUAAUAGUUUUGAUAGUCACCAGUUGUACUGCUGACUACAAGUUGUUUUAAAAAUGGUAAAAGAAGAUAUUUGAACACUUUAAGUAGAAAUGAAGGAUCCUUUAGUUCAUCAUAGAGUAGAAAUGCACUGUACAAUAGAAACAUGUGGAAGCCUUCUCUUAAUAUUUUGUUUUAAUCAGAAUAGAGGAAACGGCUUCCGAUAAUUGGUUUGUUUAACGGGAUGUAUUCUUAAUCUUGUUCAAUAAUAAAGCGGUCUGUAUGAUCUGUCUCUAAAUACACUCUAUGAGAUUGAUAUUGUUCAUUUUGUGGCUGCAACCUGUUUGUAGUAAUGGGAAGUAAUGUAUUUAAUUGUAACUGCCAAAUACACUGGUGAUGACAGGGCUUGAUUUUCUCCUGCUGUGGUGAAAACUGACAUUUCAUUAAUAAACAGUGUCUUUUUUCCCAUG
Eleginops maclovinus (Patagonian blennie) is the source of this 3345-nucleotide messenger RNA. It is a transcript of the gene sec22c, whose product is annotated as SEC22 homolog C, vesicle trafficking protein. NCBI's taxonomy places the organism in Eukaryota, Metazoa, Chordata, Actinopteri, Perciformes, Eleginopidae. The record is from RefSeq and is a predicted model, not a curated record. Gene Ontology annotation, cellular component: membrane. Gene Ontology annotation, biological process: endoplasmic reticulum to Golgi vesicle-mediated transport. The transcript has 7 exons. Bases 296 to 1207 code for a protein of 303 amino acids.